GCGUCCGCCCUUUCUGCAGGUUCCAAUGGCGGCGGCGCCUGCGGCAGCGCAGCCCGACCAGACUCAGGGUCUGAUGGCCUUUGAGGACGUGGCCGUGCACUUCUCCCAGGAGGAGUGGGGGCUCCUGGAUACAGCCCAGAGGUCUCUGUACCGCCGGGUGAUGCUGGAGAACUUCGCCCUCCUGGCCUCGCUGGGCCUGUCUGUGUCCCGGCCCCAUGUGGUCACGCAGCUGGAGUGCGGCGAGGAACCCUGGGUUCUCAGUGGGGUGGACGUGACCCUGCCCCAGGAUGCCCAGAGGAGGCCCUGCCGCGGUUCCCCUCUUCUGGCUGAGAACAGUAAUGUUUCUGGAGAAGCCCCAUUCCCUGGGGCUUUCGGGGAUGGCUCCCUUCUGGCGACUGCCAGUGUCCUCCCCACCACGGGUGCCUGUGAGCACAGGAAGAUCCCGGAGGGUCGGCGCAGCAUCUCCCCGUCUCGGGAGAGGAAACCCACCGGGGUGUCUGUGAUCUACUGGGAGAGGCUCCGGCUGGGGCCGGGCAGCGGCGAUGCCAGCGUGAGCCUCCGGCUGACCUCUUCUCUGCGGCCGCCGCCUGGGGACAAGGCCCUCGCAGAGUGCCCCGCGCCCAGUCAGCCGUCUCGGGUGUCGGAGCGGCGGAAGCCCUGGGCACGCGACGCCCCCGGGGGAGCCUUCUCAAGCGAGCCCGGGGCUCCAGGAGCGCGAGGAAUGGGCCCGGCCUGGCGCGGGCCGCCCGGCUGGACCGAGCUGGGUGAGGCACUGCAGCCCGGGCCCGGCCUCCUCUCCGGGGAGAAGCCCUUCGAGUGCAGGGCGUGCAGCAAGGUGUUCGUGAAGAGCUCCGACCUGCUCAAGCACCUGCGCACACACACUGGGGAGCGGCCGUACGAGUGUGCGCAGUGCGGCAAGGCCUUCAGCCAGACGUCACACCUGACGCAGCACCAGCGCAUCCACAGCGGGGAGACGCCCUACAGCUGCCCGGCCUGCGGGCAGGCCUUCCGGCACAGCUCGUCGCUGGUGCGGCACCAGCGCAUCCACACGGCUGAGAAGGCCUUCCGCUGCGCCGAGUGUGGCAAGGCCUUCAGCCACCGCUCCAACCUCAGCCAGCACCGCAAGAUCCACGCGGGCGGCCGGCCCUACGCGUGCGCGCGCUGCGGCCGCAGCUUCUGCCGCAACUCGCACCUCAUCCAGCACGAGCGCACGCACACUGGCGAGAAGCCCUUCGCCUGUGCGCUUUGCGGGGCCGCCUUCAGCCAGGGUUCGUCGCUCUUCAAGCAUCGGCGCGUGCACACCGGGGAGAAGCCCUUCGCCUGUGCGCAGUGCGGCCGCGCCUUCAGCCACAGCUCCAACCUGCGGCAGCACCGGCUGCUGCACACGGGUGAGCGGCCCUUCCGCUGCGCGGACUGCGGCAAGGCCUUCGCCAAAGGCGCCGUGCUGCUCAGCCACCGGCGCAUCCACACGGGCGAGAAGCCCUUCGUGUGCGCGCACUGCGGACGCGCCUUCCGCGAACGCCCAGCCCUCUUCCACCACCAGAGGCUCCACACCGGCGAGAAGCCGGCGCGGCGGCCCCGAGCCGGCCCACGCCCCCCGGCCAGGCCGCCUUCAGGGGCAUCGCCCGAGGGCGCACUGGGGCGGGAGGCCGGGCGCCCCGCCACCUCGGGCCCAGCCACCAUGCUGAGGACCACUGAGGCCUGA
Messenger RNA from Odocoileus virginianus texanus, 1705 nucleotides. It is a transcript of the gene ZNF324, whose product is annotated as zinc finger protein 324. Gene Ontology annotation, molecular function: RNA polymerase II transcription regulatory region sequence-specific DNA binding; DNA-binding transcription factor activity, RNA polymerase II-specific. Lineage: Eukaryota; Metazoa; Chordata; Mammalia; Artiodactyla; Cervidae. Gene Ontology annotation, biological process: embryo development; urogenital system development; regulation of transcription by RNA polymerase II. The record is from RefSeq and is a predicted model, not a curated record. Gene Ontology annotation, cellular component: nucleus.